ACCGAGCCCGAAGCGUGGCGAGCGAACUUUUCGGGUACCCUGUUCGGCCGUAGCUCCUCCCCCUGGUGACGUGCCUCCUACCCUAGGGACGUCACAAGGUCCCUUCUCCCACUCCGAUAUAGAACCAACCUUAUCUUCGGGACGUCAGCCACCCGGAAGCCGCGCUGAGACAUCGCACAGGUUUGAGCCGCGGUGGACACCGUACAGAUGCCUUGUGGCCGGUUUCUUAGCAACGGAACGCGCAAACACUGGUGUGCUGCUACUGCUGGGGCCGGUCACUCAUCCCUGUCCUGGGGCCGGUCACUCAUCCCUGUCCUGGGGCCGUCACCGUGCUGCACACCGGGAGCCGCUCAUUACACAGCCCUGAAGGAAAAUGAGUGCAAACCAGCAGCAAGUCCUUGUGCAGUCUAUGGGAGCUCCUAGGAUUUUUAUAGAAAGAACACUAGCUCUUAUCAAGCCAGACGUCCUUCAUAAAGCAGAGGAGAUUGAGGAUAUUAUUCACAGAAGUGGAUUCUUCAUUAUUCAGAAGAGAAAAGUGCAUCUAAGCCCAGAACAAUGCAGUGACUUCUACUCAGACCAGUAUGGGAAAAUGUUCUUCCCAAGCCUGACUGCCUACAUGAGCUCUGGACCAAUAAUUGCUCUGGAACUGACCAGACAUAAUGCCAUCCACUCCUGGAGAGAGCUAAUGGGACCAUCCAAUAGCCUGAAAGCUAAAGAAACUCAUCCUGAUAGCUUAAGGGCUAUCUAUGGAAUUGAUGAUCUCCGCAAUGCUGUACAUGGUAGUAACUGCUUUACUUCAGCUGAACGUGAAAUUCGAUUUAUGUUCCCCCAUGUUACCAUUGAACCUGUUCCCGCUGGAGAAACCGCUAAGGAUUAUCUAAACCUUUUUGUUAAUCCAACACUACUUUCUGGACUCACAGAACUUUGCAAACAGAAACCAGCUGAUCCAUACCUCUGGCUUGCUGAUUGGCUUCUGAAGCAUAAUCCUAACAAACCAGACGUUCAUGACGGCACCAUUAUAGAAGAAUAAAUGAAAAACAAUAAAUGUGGACGAUAAGAAUGACCAUGCUAAUAAAGCAUAGAACUGAAUAA
Molecule: messenger RNA, 1092 nt
Organism: Pseudophryne corroboree (corroboree frog)
Lineage: Eukaryota; Metazoa; Chordata; Amphibia; Anura; Myobatrachidae
Gene: NME5
Product: NME/NM23 family member 5
Exons: 6
Coding region: 374-1030 (218 amino acids)
Biological process (GO): spermatid differentiation; cilium movement; negative regulation of oxidative stress-induced intrinsic apoptotic signaling pathway
Cellular component (GO): cilium
Molecular function (GO): nucleoside diphosphate kinase activity
Source: RefSeq, a predicted model, not a curated record